This is a messenger RNA of Engraulis encrasicolus (European anchovy), 2292 nucleotides long. RefSeq names its product macrophage-expressed gene 1 protein-like. Gene Ontology annotation, biological process: defense response to bacterium. The transcript has 5 exons. The coding region runs from base 1 to 2292 and encodes 763 amino acids. Lineage: Eukaryota; Metazoa; Chordata; Actinopteri; Clupeiformes; Engraulidae. The record is from RefSeq and is a predicted model, not a curated record.
AUGGUGAAAUUGUCCCGUCUCCUCCGCGAGCGCCACCACCACCAGCGCCACCACCUGACGCCUUGCAUAUGCCCGCACACUUCGGGGAAGAUGGUACAGAAGGACGGCGACAGUGCGGUGCCCCAGCGAAAAGCACAUUGCCUGGGCUUGAAGAGCCACAACACCUCGCACAAUAACCACCAUAGCUCCAGCUAUGAUGACCGCCACAGCCAGGACCGGGUAUUCGAGGAACCAGUCAGCACCAUCAGCUCUCAUCCACUUUCCCGUCGAAGUAACGGGCUCCGGGAAUGCCGUAGCAACGGGUCCCUCAGGGCUCUAGAGGUGUUACCAGGUGGAGGAUGGGACAACCUCCGUAAUCUGGACAUGGGCCGAGUGAUGAACUUCAGCUAUUCCCUGUGCCAGAUGACAGAAGACGGAGUCUACCUUAUUCCUGACGACAUUUUUGUGAUACCCCAGAAGGUUGCCAAUGUGGAGACCAACUCUGAGAUCAUCUCCUCAUGGCUUGACUAUCGCAGCACCACAUCUUUUUCCAUCAACGUAGAUGCGUCUUUCCCCAUCGAUGAGAUAGGCCUAAAUGCAAAGUUCUCCGUAGAGUUUGCACGUAUGAAGAUGCACCAGGUCGGGGAUACUUCUGUUACUGCUCGUACUGAAGUGCGGAAUCAUCUCUACACCGUUAAGUCGUACCCAGAAUUCACCCUGGACUCUCGGUUUGCCCGUCAGGCUGAGGAAAUUGCUCACGCCAUAGAAAACAACCAAACUCGCCAGGCAGCUUACCUAUCAGAGAUGCUGGUACGUGAUUAUGGAACGCACGUGAUAACAACUGUUGAAGCUGGUGCUUCCUUGGUGCAAGAGGACUACCUCAAGGCUUCUUACGUUUCUGACAUGGACAGCUUCAGAAGCACUGUCACAGCAUCGGCUGGAAUGAAAUUCUUUGAAAAACUGAAAUUUGACAUUGGCACCAAUGUGACCUUUGAGACGUCAGAUACUCGCACAUACACAGAAAAUGUGACGUACUCUGUGACCUUAAGCCAUGGCGGGGCACUCUUUUAUCCCGGAAUCACUCUUCGAAAAUGGCAAGACAGCACUCUGAACAACCUGGUAGCCAUCGACCGUAGAGGUUUGCCUAUCCACUACGUCCUCAACAAGGCCGUGCUCCCCAACCUCCCAGAACCCUCUGUGCGUAAACUGGCCUUGUCAGUUCAAAAAGCUGCCCGGCGUUACUACACCGUCAACAGGCGCCCAGGUUGUGUCAAGCCAGAUUCAAAGAACUUCGACUUUCAGGCCAAUGUAGAUGACGGCAGCUGCGAAGGACCAGCCGUUAACAUGAGUUUUGGUGGCGUUUACCAACAUUGCACCGAGCUCACCUCAGAUGCGGGCCCAAUUUGCGAUGCCCAAAGCCAGAAAAACCCAGACACUGGGAACUACUCUUGUCGUGCCCCUUUUCGAGCAACCCUGUUGCAAUCGCAUAACGUGGAAGAAGGCUACAGUAAACGGCAAUGUCAGCGGCAGUGCCACAAGUGUUAUUUGAUUUUAAAAUGUUGCCAAGAAGUGUGUGUUGAUGCCAACUAUGUCAGGCGUGCCAAAAUCGAGACCUACUGGUGCUCCACAAAUGAAACCCAGCAGUACUCUGGCUUCCUCUUUGGUGGCCUCUAUGGCCCUUCCCAGGACAACCCCUUGACGAAAUCCCGCAGUUGCCCUCCUUACUUCAUCCCACUCAAACUGCUCACCAACGGCCUGACCGUGUGCUUGACUAAAGACUAUGAGGUCGGUACCCAAUACUCUGUCCCUUUUGGCGGGUUCUUCAGCUGCAGUGCCGGCAAUCCACUCAUGGGCGGCCAAAGCCGCUGCCCGGCCCAAUUUAGUCAGCACCUGGCGGCGAUCAUCGAUGGAUGUGAGGUGCUGUACUGCGUCCAAUCAGGGAUGUUCGCAAGUAGGCAGCUGCUGCCCAUACAACUUCCACCCUUCACCCUCGAACCCCUCAUCUAUAUGGCGGCAAGCGACACCAUUGCGGUCAUGACCGAGGGGGACAAGGUCUGGAUGCGAGUCAGUGGCACCAACAAGUGGAAACUGGUCGAUGCAGACGAGGUCCAAGACAUGAUUGAGCAGAUGAACCACCACGAGAUGACGGGAGGGGAGAAGGCUGGCGUUGCCAUUGGGGUUAUCACCCUGGUGGCGCUGGUGGUGAUUGGUGCAUACUUCUUUAAGAAGAGUAGGAGUCCCUCUAUUCCUCUUCUUGAUGAAGAAGACCAGACAAAUGAGGAAUACCCCCCAGGUGACUCUCCUCAGGCCUGA